Lactuca virosa is the source of this 1050-nucleotide messenger RNA. Lineage: Eukaryota; Viridiplantae; Streptophyta; Magnoliopsida; Asterales; Asteraceae. The record is from the annotation of a GenBank genome assembly.
AUGAAAGCUACGAAUUCAUCUUCAGUCACUCAAGCUUCUUCCAGCAAUUUAUCAUGCAGAAAACUAAAUAGAAAAAGAAAGAUUCCAAAUAUAUCUCAGAUACCCAUUUUGGACCUAACAUCAGAUGAAGAUUUACGUGAUCAACAAAUCCGUCAACAGUUAAUAUCAGAUUACUUGGACCAUGGUGACCAGACAUUUGUGUGUACGAUGUGUCAUGCACAAUUAUGGACAUAUGAAGCUCUUAAAGGCAAUACUUCCGGAAAGAAAACUUCUUAUUCCAUGUGUUGUGGUAACGGAAAAGUCGAGCUUCCUCAAUUAAAACAAGCUCCAACAAAUUAUCAAAAUCUCUUUCGUAAUGUUGAUCCAAAAGGAAAAAAUUUCAUGACGAAUAUUCGUCGAUUCAAUUCGAUGUUUUCCUUUACUUCAAUGGGUGGAAAAGUUGAUUCUUCCAUUAAUAGGGGCAAUGCUCCAUAUGUUUUCAGACUUAGCGGUCAAAAUUACCAUUGUAUGGGAAGUCUUUUACCUAUAGACGGAUCCAAACCAAAGUUUUCACAACUAUACAUAUAUGAUACUGAAAAUGAAAUAACAAAUAGACAACGCGCUUUCAGUACACAGAACGAAGGUUGCACAUCAACUUCUCAUUCUCUUGAUAUUGAAAUCAUUAGAUUUUUGAAGGACAUGUUGGAUUCGACCAAUGAGUUGGUUAAGUGUUAUAGAAUGGCCAGAGACUGUUUUGAUGAAAAUCCUCAUAUAGAUCUAAAGUUACGUCUUAUAGGAAGAAGGCAACAAGAUGGAAGGACAUAUAACUUACCUACUGCUUCUGAGGUUGCUGCUUUAAUUGUUGGUGACAUUGGCGAUGCAAUUGAUAAUAGAGAUAUCAUCGUAACAACUAAAUCAGGAAGUCUACAACGUAUAAACGAAUUACAUCCGGCUUACCUUGGUCUUAGUACCCACUACUCUUUCCAUAUGGAGAUGAUGGAUAUAGAGUUGAUAUACCUCACAGGGAUGUUGAUCCUUCAACUAAUACCAAACGUCGUUUCUGUACAAUGA